AAAGGUCAAGGGGUAACGACUACUCAGGGUGCUCCAGGGCGAGGGGCGUCAAAGCUGCCUAUCUCGGGACAGGCCGUGCGAGUACAGUACCUAGGUACUUAAGUACGCAACCCCCAACCUAGGCCGCCGCCUUGUCAGUCUGGAUUCAUGAGGCUGCCGACAGCCUGGUUGGUUUCUUAUGCUCGGCUUCCUUCAUCGAUAUCGCAACAAGUGACGUCCGAUGGUUUGCCUGUGACUUUUGUUGCAGCCAGAGGCAGGCAGAGCAGUGGACGGGCUAACCAACAUCUUCAAGCACAGACGCUAAGGUGCUCAACCUCCAAGGCUAUUAUGCGCCUUGAGCUCAGCUACUCCUCCCCACCGAUCUUCUUCAAACCACCCAUCGGGAGCUCACCUUUUUGAGGACUUCGCCUCAGCACCUCGCCGCCAACCGCAACAACCCCUACCACCUGGCAGUCGAUUUUUCUUUCUCACUAUUCUCUACUGGAAUUUUCAUGCAGAUUGUUAAAUCAGCCAAUCAAUUGCUUGCUCUUUCCUGGCGACGAUAAUCCUUCGGCGGAAACCACUCUUGGUCAAAUAUCGACUUGGUCUAAUUGCAAGAUGGCUGCAACACUGCAAUCAGGCCAGGGGCAGGGCCAUCUGGCCGACAAGCUUGACAAGCAGUUGAAAGAGAUUUUUGUGCAGUUGGGCAGGAUCUUUCAAGCCCGUGCUCAAUAUCCAGAGCGUUUGGCGCAGAUUCAACUCAACGCCGAGAAGAAGAUGGCAGAAGCCACCAAUGGCUUCCAUUCAACCCUUGAUGAGAUGGAAAUCGACAUUAGACGUGCCAAAGCAGUCCUCAUGAGGGACCUACAGAAGUUGCAGGAUCAACAGAAGGCUGCUGCUCCCGAACCUGCCCAGCCACCAGCACCCAUGGUCAUCGAUCUUGAUCCUCCAAAGGUCGAGCAGGCUUCCGUCCCGGUUGCGCCUAUGAUGGCCUCGGUAUCACCAUUCAUGCAGAAUCGGCCAACGCCCAAGAUGCCAGAGGCCAAGCCAGUUGCCCCCUUCCCCGACAUGGGCAUGGGCAUGGCCACUCCUGCACAGGCCACCACUGCCGUGCCUUUCCAUCCUGUCAAACCCACCACUGAGCCUAAGCGUCCGUCACCAAAGCCUGCUCAUAAACCAGGCCCACCUCCUGCUCGCCCUGCGACCAAGCCGUCCCCGCUGGUCACACAGAAGCAGAAAGUUCCUGCCACAGUCCCACCGGCCGCGCCUGCUGUGGCCCCACCUCCUGUCCCAGCUCAGCAGCCAGCUCCCAACCCACCGUCUGCUCACAAUCCCUUCACCAAUGCUACAUUCACCCUUGACCCGGGCAAUAAUGAGGCCCCGAUGGAGCCAGCUGCCCAGGACACCACUAUGGACUUGACGAGCUUCGAUAACACGGCUAGUGGCCUGGACACCCUUGGCUUAGGAGGAUCCGGCUCCAUUGUGAGUACUGACUCGAUCAGCAACAAUAACAACAACGGCAGCAGCAACAGCAACAACAAUCAUAACAACAACACUGGCGGCAACGACACCAGCAUGGAUGACCUGGACCGUUUCUUUGACCUGGGCGGAGAGUCCAACACAAACUUUGACGACAACUUCAACAGCAUCAACAGCAUGAACAGUAUGAACAGCAUGAAUGAAUUCAUGAACGAUGAUUUCGCCUUCGACACGUUCGAGUAAGGACUCCGAGGUGGGGGUUGGAUGCGAACGAGCAAUACAAACCAGUCGAUAUCGUUGCUCAACCUAAUAUCCCAAUAAACCGAACCAAUCAAACGUGCGAUAGAUCAGGUUGAUUUCAAUCUUUCAUGUCGAGACCACGGCCACGAUUCCAGCCCUCUUGCUCGCCAUGAGACCCCGUUUCCUCGCUUCAUUGUUGACCCUUGCCUUGUCCCUUACCUGAGUGACGAAUUGAGAGUGCACGCGAGCAAGACAACGGUCAUAGUUAUAGGUGACAUCUGCACAGCCAUCUCUACCAAUGACAGGGUAGCGUUCUCCACAUUGAUGCUGUGAUGUAUUACACGUCGUCAAAAAGGACCAGAUUGGCAUGCUAAUCCCAUCGCUGGCGACCUAGCCGUCAUUCUCAAGGACCCUGGCUGACGUUCCACAUCUGGCCCAACAUGCCAGGGAACUUUGCGUUACGCCACGUCGUCCACUCCUUGUCCAGCAAACCCCAUGUCUCUUCAUAAUCCGUCUGCCCGUUGCGGGCAUAGUACGACCCCUGAAGUGCCCACACGGCCCAGUCGGCGUCGUUGCCGGCCAUGUAGCCAGUCAGGCACGACAGAUAGCUUUGGUCCGCAUCGCUAAGCCCGUCGUUGGGGCCCCCGCUCAUGCCUACGCCAAACUCGCUCAAGAUCAGAGGCGCAGUGUAUUCCUUGCCCUGCUUGAGGAGGAACCCGUCAAAGGUGCCCCAUGCCGCCUUACGGAGGGAGCACAGCCCGAAGUUGACGUGGAACGUCACGGUGAAUUCGUACGCGUGGAACUCCCACACGUGCUUGCCGCUCCAGGCUGAGAAGUCGAGGCUGUCCUUUUUGUUGUGGGCCAAAUCGGUUGCGGAGUUAACGCCCCCGAUUAUGACCAGCGCGUCCGGGUUCGCCGAGUGCACCGCCUCUGCACCCUUCUUCAUGAGGGUGUACCAGUCCCCGAGCCCAACAAUCUGAACAAUGCCCUGCCUGACCUCGUUUCGAAGCGACAAACCCACCACACCCUUGCGGGAGGCGCUCCACGUCGCGACGGCCUGGAGGCCUUGAAGCCACUGAGCGGUGUUGAAGAACCGCGAGAUUUGGUCGUUCGCGCCCUCCGCCUCAUCCCACCAGCCGUUUCCGUCCGUCAGGUUGCAGCACCAGCCGGCUCUAGACAGGUGGUUAUCCAGUACUGCGGGAUCAUUGGUCAGCCAUCUGUGGAUCAAAGCUAUGGUCUAUGCAAAACCGGGGAAGGGUGUCCGAGAUCACCAUCUGCCCGUAGUCCGUCUCAAAUCUCGCAGCCCGGCCGAAGAAUUCGGUAGGCAGGCUACGUUUGCGGCAGACGGCCCUCCUCAAAGACGCAGAGAGAACCACAUACUGGUCAUGAUGCCCCUGUCCCACAGCUGAUCGAUCACCUCCCCAAAGACGUCCUGGGUGGUCGCGUUCUGCAGGGAUGGGUUCUUCUCUAUGGCCUGCGAGUAAAGGCCUAACAUGGACUCAGUCGACACUUGCGCGGCGGGCGCGGCAUCUCUGAAGGAGUCUGCGACGGGCUUCGUGGGGUUCAGCGCCCAAUCGGUCGAGUAUGUCAGACGGACACAGUUGAAUCCCUGGCCUGCGAUCCAGUCGGCGAGGUAGCUGAUGGACUGUUUGUGAAGGCCCUCGGGGACGUUUGUCUCCAUGUGGCCUGCCCAGUUCACACAGCGGAGCUUUACCCGUUCUCCGCCGGAGUCGACAAUCCAGCGGCUGGUUGUCGAGAGGGGAACAUUUGGGGCGGCAAAGGCAGAGUUGGCGAGGGCCAGGAGCGCCAGUAGAAGAGGUAGGAGGAAGCCCAUGACUGGCUUGCGGCCUGUUGGUAUACUUGUGUCUGGCAAGGAAAACGAUCUUAUUGAAUGGUGCUGGCCUUGUUCAAGGUAUGGGAAUUCGGGCUGAGAAAAGAAAUGUAUUGGGAGGUGGUGCGGUCGGUUCGUAUGGUGUUUAGACUAUUCACUUACAGUGAGCUAGGAAGGCACUUUCAUGUCCGCUCGAAAGACCCAAAAAUCCAUAUGUACACGGCCAAUUAGACAAUGUCAAAAUAGUGUUGUAUGUAUAGCCUGCGAGGCAAGACGAGCGGCGGGCAGGCAGGCAGGCAAGCAGCAAGCAACAAGUUAUUAGCUCGCAAAACGAGCAGGAGAGUAGUCAGUGGCAGCUCGCAGACCGCAGAUCGACAGCAUCGCGGGAUCACGACUGUGAAAUAAUGGAAAAGUAAGGAGUCUGUCUCUCCCUCUACAGAGAGGAUUUAUUCGUUGGCCAGCCACUCGAACCCCAGCUGAGCAGUGCGCCUGCACCUUUCCCAAGAGGAGACCACCUGCCAGCUAGACGUGUCCGCCGCCAGGGCCAUCGUGACCGACAUACAUGAUUCGGCAGCGGAGCGCAGCAGUACCUUGGAACUCAUCACCUUUCCCCCACCCCCAGGUGGGAGACGAGCCAAGCGGGAGGUGGCGGCGGCGACUCGCCUAUCAGCAAGCUACACCGGGAUAUGAUGGAUGGGAGGGGAGGGAGGGAGGACGCUGGUUAUGGGGAACCAAACGUCGGGCCCGCAUGAAUGCCAGGGGUGGACGAAUGGACGAAUGGACGAAUAGACGAAUAGACGAAUGGGACAUGGUGAUGGGUGGUGGGUGACGGCAGGAAGUGCCCGAGUGGGCAUCUGCAUCCAUUUUCCUUGCAUGACAUCGCGGCAUUCGUCUGAUCUACCGCACGCGGGGCCGUCCUCGAGGUCUGAUGUUGCAUCUCAUUGGGGCUCAUGUGAAAUGGGCAGAAGUGGCAGUAAUGGGCGGAAAUGGG
Molecule: messenger RNA, 4520 nt
Organism: Diaporthe batatas
Lineage: Eukaryota; Fungi; Ascomycota; Sordariomycetes; Diaporthales; Diaporthaceae
Exons: 5
Coding region: 598-1701 (367 amino acids)
Source: RefSeq, a predicted model, not a curated record